Physcomitrium patens is the source of this 2182-nucleotide messenger RNA. Its product is annotated as flap endonuclease 1-B. Gene Ontology annotation, molecular function: 5'-3' exonuclease activity; DNA binding; 5'-flap endonuclease activity. The record is from RefSeq and is a predicted model, not a curated record. NCBI's taxonomy places the organism in Eukaryota, Viridiplantae, Streptophyta, Bryopsida, Funariales, Funariaceae.
CCACUUCGGGUCUAGAGCCCGCGUCAGGCCCGCUUCCUUGCUACGCCUGUGCUCCCUUAUGCUGCUUUCUUUUUGGUGCUUAGUUUUCUGUUCUGCUGCCUGCCUGCCAAGCUUCUCUCUGAAGUUUCAGGCUGUCUGCAGAUACCAGUAAACCAGUCAAGUAGUUAGUGUACUUCUUCCUUCGCCUGAGCUUUCGUUGGAUGUCAUCUUUUGUUCUGUUUUGAAGCCCGUGAAGCCCUAACAACGGAGAAGCUGGGAAAGGAGAGCACAAAUUAGCGAGAGCAAGGGAGAAGACUUACACUGGUCCUGAAUCGUGCUGAAUAUAUCUGCUGUCUUCGCACUGCCCAAGGUUGUUGUAGCUAGGAGUCAUGGGGAUUAAGGGGUUGACGAAGCUGCUAGCGGACAAUGCACCUGAUUCGAUGAAAGAGCAAAAAUUUGAGAGCUACUUUGGUCGAAAAAUAGCUAUCGAUGCCAGCAUGAGCAUCUACUCAUUUCUUGUAGUCGUGGGACGAACUGGGACCGAUAUGCUUACAAAUGACGCUGGAGAAGUGACGAGUCAUUUAAUCGGCAUGUUCAAUCGAACGAUUCGAGUGUUGGAGGCCGGUUUAAAGCCCGUUUAUGUUUUCGAUGGGAAGCCUCCGGAAAUGAAGGGAGGGGAGCUUGCUAAGCGACUAGCAAGGCGUGAGGAGGCCGUUGAAAGUCUGGCUACAGCCAAGUUGGAAGGAAAUGAGGCUGAUAUGGAGAAAUACAGUAAAAGGACUGUGAAGGUUACCAAACAACACAACGAAGAUUGUCGCAAGCUGCUACGACUUAUGGGCGUUCCUGUUGUUGAGGCUCCAUCUGAGGCUGAAGCCGAGUGCGCAUCACUGUGCAAGACAGGCAAGGUUUAUGCAGUAGCAUCAGAAGAUAUGGAUUCUCUCACAUUUGGAUCAACUCGAUUUUUACGCCAUUUGAUGGAACCGGUCUCUCGGAAAUUACCUGUCAUGGAGUUUGAUAUGAAUAAGGUUUUGGAAGGGUUGAGUCUCACUAUGGAUCAAUUUGUAGACUUGUGCAUAUUAUGUGGGUGCGAUUACAUUGACACAAUCCGAGGUAUUGGGGCGCAAACUGCACUGAAAUUAAUCCGACAACAUGGUUCUUUGGAGAAAAUUCUGGAAAAUUUGAACAAAGACAGAUAUCAAAUACCAGAUCCAUGGCCUUAUGAGGAAGCGCGUCGUCUUUUCAAAGAGCCUUUAGUUACUCAAGCUGAGGAUGUCCCAGACUUCAAGUGGACUGCACCAGAUGCAGAGGGCCUUAUUAAAUUUCUUGUUGAAGAAAACGGCUUCAACCACGAUCGAGUGCAGACGGCAAUUAAAAAGAUCCAGUUGGCAAAGAACAAGUCGUCACAAGGAAGGCUGGAGAGUUUCUUCGGUGGUGUAGUCAACAACUCUUCAAACAAGAGAAAGGAGGCCCCUGCUGCGAAAGCUCCUGCUGGAAAGCAGGCUAAAGGCGCAUCUGGGAAGCAAGUUAUAGCUGCUCCUAAGAAAGGUUCUGCAAAGGGGACCAAAAAGAAAUAAUCUAUAUCGAAUUUCCAGAACCACAGAAUUUCCUUCGCUCUUGUGAAAAGCAGUGCAAUAUAUCACGAAAAAUGGUAGGAGAGUCCGUAUGGUGGAACAGCUUCAUCCUACAUUGCAGCUCCAACACUCCCCUACUUGUAGAUGCUAUUUCGAGGAUUCCUUAGGGUUGGAGCUCAAGAUAUGACUUCAUUGCCCGAGUUGGGGGCUUUGGAUUGGCCGUUACUUUUCCGAGGAGAUCUUCAGGGUUAAACAUUUCCGUCUCCGGCAAUCAGACGCUGUUUGUAGCGUCAAUGAAUGCCUUGUUGUUGAUGUGAGGUUGACUUGGAGAUUUAGCACGUCGCGAAACAACACUUCUGCAGCUGAGGUAGACUGCACUAAUUCGCAACUGGAGGACUCUUGGGUCGACUUCAAGUGCUGCGUUUGAAACUCUGAUGUUCCAGCACUUUUUAGCACCUAAACCUUCCAUCCCUCUCUUAUUUGCAAUUUCUCCACAAUUCAACAACAAUGUUUUUCCUGAGGCACAUUGGAAAGUGGGUGGAGCUGCAUAUAGACAUUUGUAUACAUGUGAUAAUAUUUCUUUUAUCAAUCAUAUUUCACUUGAUUAUUCUUAGAUUUAUUUUUUUCACGGU